This is a messenger RNA of Aegilops tauschii subsp. strangulata, 543 nucleotides long. RefSeq lists its product as uncharacterized. The record is from RefSeq and is a predicted model, not a curated record. NCBI's taxonomy places the organism in Eukaryota, Viridiplantae, Streptophyta, Magnoliopsida, Poales, Poaceae.
AUGCUUGCAUAUGGAAUUCCUGGUGAUCUUGUGGAUGAGUAUGUUCGUAUGAGUGAGUCCACAUGUCUCCCCUCAAUGUAUAGUUUUUGUACAGCCGUGGUGGAAAUGUUCGGCCCUAAGUACCUCAGAGAGCCGACUGUCUCUGAUACAGAGAGGUUGUUGGCGAUCAAUGCCGAGAGGGGCUUUCCAGGCAUUCUUGGUAGUAUAGAUUGUAUGCACUGGAAGUGGAAGAAUUGUCCAUUUGCUUGGCAGGGGCAGUACAAGGGGCAUGUGAAAGGUGCCACUGUUAUACUUGAAUCCGUGGCUUCACAAGAUCUCUGGAUAUGGCAUUCUUUCUUCCUCAUGGCUAGUUCUCAGAAUGAUAUUAGUGUUCUUCAGCGGUCUCCGGUGUUUGCGAGGCUUGCAGAAGGCCACUCCCCAGAGGUCAACUUUGAGGUCAAUGGCCACCGUUACAACAAGGGAUAUUACCUAGCUGAUGGUAUCUAUCCUCAGUGGUCCACUCUUGUGAAUACCAUACCCAAUCCGCAAGAAGAGAAGAGAUAG